GUCCAUUCUUAUCGACAUUCCAUCUUCUUGUCUUGAGCGGAAAAGGAGUGUAUUUUCUUCAGUGAAAAUGAGUAAAGCAGCCAUUGUUUUACUCUAUUUUUGUUUCCUAUCCAUCCUUUGUGAAGCCAAAUGGAUCAGAGAAAAGCCUCAAGCUUUUGAGUCCUUCAAUGUCAGCUAUAUACAGAAUUUGGGGAGCUGUUCAUACUCGGUGGUUUUUACAACGAGCCGUUCAUCAACCGUUUACACUCGAGAUCAAAUCGGUAUCGCUUUUGGUGAUGCCUAUGGUAAUCAGAUAUAUGCUCCGAGGUUGGAUGAACCGUCAUCUAGGGCGUUUGACCGAUGUUCUUCGGAUACCUUUGAGAUUAAAGGACCGUGUGCGUAUCAAAUCUGCUAUGUCUAUCUCUAUAGAACCGGACCAGAUGGUUGGAAGCCGGGGACAGUGAAGAUUUAUGGUUACAACUCGAAGGCUGUUACUUUUUACUACAACACCUUCAUUCCAGGUGACAUUUGGUAUGGAUUUAAUUAUCACAACAGUGCAUCCUCUUCAUCUCGAUGAAUCAGCCAGAUGCCGCUCUCACUCAUGAUUCUCUCGUUUGUUUUCUAUCCACUUGCGUAACCACCGGUUUGUCGAAGUCCAAUUAUGCCUAUAACCGGAAAAUUUUGUGGAAUGUGAUAUGAACUACGUAGCAUAUGCCGGUGUUAAC
This is a messenger RNA of Hibiscus syriacus, 704 nucleotides long. Its product is annotated as embryo-specific protein ATS3B-like. The coding region runs from base 68 to 556 and encodes 162 amino acids. The transcript has 3 exons. The record is from RefSeq and is a predicted model, not a curated record. Gene Ontology annotation, molecular function: protein binding. Lineage: Eukaryota; Viridiplantae; Streptophyta; Magnoliopsida; Malvales; Malvaceae.